Messenger RNA from Perca flavescens (yellow perch), 1995 nucleotides. RefSeq names its product casein kinase 1, alpha 1 (gene csnk1a1). NCBI's taxonomy places the organism in Eukaryota, Metazoa, Chordata, Actinopteri, Perciformes, Percidae. The transcript is spliced from 11 exons. The record is from RefSeq and is a predicted model, not a curated record. Gene Ontology annotation, molecular function: ATP binding; protein kinase activity. The coding region runs from base 648 to 1745 and encodes 365 amino acids. Gene Ontology annotation, biological process: protein phosphorylation.
CACAAGUCUUGAUUGUAGUAUUUCCGAAAGCACCUGAAGGUGUCAUGAGAUAAUCGCCUCCAACGGAAACCAGCUGAGAGAAAGGGUAGAGAAGACAAGAUGGCGGAGUGAGUGGGUUGCGCUUUCUACAGACGGUUGCGACCCUUGAAGUUUGCUGAAAAAACCCUUAACGGACUAAAAAGAUUGAAAAAGCAACACUACCAUCGGACGUUUAAUUGAAAGGACCGUUUUUACUACUCAGCACGGAGGAAGUCCGGACAUUUUUUCCGCGGCGGUCCUUGCGACAGCGUUAGCUUGAUGCUAACGUUAGCCACCGUUAGAUUUCUCUAGCAGCUACUUCGAGGUAGCUGGGUGGUUGUUGAAGGCCGCGAGCUUUUUAGUUUUGGAUGUAUAUACUUCGAUACUGACACGGCGUUCCGUGUUUCUCGGAGGAGGUUUUAUUUGAACGAAGACCCAGUGUAGCUAGCUAGCUUAUGAAUAAAGCGAACACCGUCAGGAGAAACUUGCUUGUUCGUUUAUCUGUCGACACAAACAGCUAACGUCAGUCUAAUACUCAUCAGGACUCUGUAUGCUCUGCUGACCAUCGGGCCGCUAGACUGCCACACACAGUUUCCUAACGUGAAUCGGGUGGUCAUCUGGUGGAUAUUAUGGCGAGCAGCAGUGGGUCCAAAGCCGAGUUCAUAGUCGGUGGAAAAUAUAAGCUUGUCAGAAAAAUUGGAUCAGGAUCUUUCGGUGACAUAUAUCUGGCCAUCAACAUCACAAAUGGAGAGGAGGUAGCUGUAAAAUUGGAGUCGCAGAAAGCCAGACAUCCACAGCUGUUAUACGAAAGCAAACUGUACAAAAUCCUACAAGGUGGUGUCGGAAUCCCACACAUCAGGUGGUAUGGCCAAGAAAAGGACUACAAUGUCCUAGUCAUGGACCUGCUUGGACCCAGUCUGGAAGACCUCUUCAACUUCUGCUCUCGCCGCUUCACCAUGAAGACGGUUCUUAUGCUGGCAGACCAGAUGAUCAGCAGAAUUGAGUAUGUACACACAAAGAACUUCAUCCACAGAGAUAUCAAACCAGACAACUUUCUCAUGGGCAUCGGCCGUCACUGUAACAAGUGUUUAGACUCGUCAGUGGGGAAGAGGAAAAGAAGCUUGGCUGUUAGCUCUUCUCAGGACCCAUCUUUCUCAGGAUUAAACCAGUUGUUCCUUAUUGACUUUGGUUUGGCGAAGAAGUACCGAGACAACCGAACACGACAGCACAUCCCCUACAGAGAAGACAAGAACCUGACUGGCACAGCACGCUAUGCCUCCAUCAAUGCACACCUGGGCAUUGAACAGAGUCGCCGUGAUGACAUGGAGUCACUAGGCUAUGUGCUGAUGUACUUCAACAGAACCAGUCUGCCGUGGCAGGGAUUAAAGGCUGCUACAAAGAAGCAGAAGUAUGAGAAGAUCUCGGAGAAGAAGAUGUCCACCCCUGUUGAGGUCCUCUGUAAGGGUUUUCCAGCAGAGUUUGCUAUGUAUCUGAACUACUGCCGUGGCUUACGCUUUGAGGAGGCUCCAGACUACAUGUACCUGCGCCAACUGUUCCGCAUCCUUUUCAGGACUCUGAACCACCAGUAUGACUACACAUUUGACUGGACCAUGCUGAAACAGAAAGCAGCCCAGCAGGGGGCCUCCUCCGGGGUCCAGGGCCAGCAGGCACAAACCCCCACAGGCAAGCAAACUGACAAACCCAAGCCUAACAUGAAAGGUUUCUGAGUGGUCUCUGCCCAGAGCGGAGCAGCAGAAGCGUUGGUGACCAGGACCAACAAGUCUCUCUUCCUGGACAAGCGACAAACAGAAAGUCUGUGUCUCUCCUUCCAUAAUAACUAUCUAUGUAAUGGAAAUGUAUAGAUUCACACACGCCUUUGUAAGCUGUGGUAUCUAUAUAUUCAUAUGUAAAUAUAAUAAAACUCUGCACUCCGAAAGAAAAGAAGAAUGAAAAAGCAGGGUUUUUUUUUUUUUUUUU